Messenger RNA from Paramecium pentaurelia, 273 nucleotides. Lineage: Eukaryota; Ciliophora; Oligohymenophorea; Peniculida; Parameciidae. The record is from the annotation of a GenBank genome assembly.
AUGUCAUCAUUUUUAACACAUACAAAAGAUGAAUUAUAUGAUUCAAUAAGAUUAAAAGAUAUUGUCAAAUCUAAUGAAUCAAAUAGAACACUUACCUAAAAAAUAUAUUAAAGUAAUUCUAUUUUAAGAAUUUUCAGAUUGAAGAUUAUGAAAAUACAUCUUUAGAAACUAAAGAUUCAUUUUUUUAAAAUAAAAAUACUCUUCCUAUUCCUUUAAAAUAAUCUGUAUAAGAUUCAAAAUAAAGCUAAAGAAUACUUAUAAAUCCAAAAUUGA